AUGAAAGGUUUAACUCUAAAAGAACGUCAAGAUAAACUUGUUAAAUCUACUUUUGAAAGAAAAGGUGUUAUUCUUGAGGUAAAUGGGAGGUGGAGAUUUGAACUUCAUCGUGGGGUUAUAUAUGAAGGAAUGAUUGGAAUGUAUCUUGGGAAAAAUGAUUCUGAAAAGAAAAUUCCAAUUACAUUAGACUCAUUACUUAUAAAACCAUUUCAUGUAUAUAUGGAAUAUCUUUUAGGAAGGAGUGUUUGUCUCAAAAAAGAAGGAUUAAUGAGAGCUGUUUUUGUUUCUUGUUCAUUAAUCAAAUUUGGAGUUUCUAUUGAAAAUGCAUUAGAAUAUGGAAUCAAACAUUUUGCAGUUAAUAACUCUUAUGAAGAUGAAAUAAAAAAUAAAAAAGUUCUUGCUUCUGGAAUUGUUCAAUGCAUAACCAGAGAGACACUUAAUUCUAUGAUGUUAUUUAAUUCAAAACAAGAUGCUGAAGUGUUUCGUAGUUCAGUUGAAGUAGCACCAUUAGAGGAUGUUAUUUAUUCAUUUUCUGAGUGGUUAGAAUUACCACUACGUAAUUCAACUCGUUCAAAACAUUUAACCUCAACAAUUAUAGGUUCAUCAAAGGUAAAAGAUAUUGAUGAAGUUCAUUCUCAAUCACCUCGUAAUGUAAAACCACCUCCACUAGAUAAGUCUGAUAGUGAUAAAAUAGUCUCACAAAAAUCAUCUAAAGAAGUUAAAACAAGACCACACGAAUCAUCUCCUGAAACAACAUCUCCACGAACUUCUGUUUUUGAAAAAUCACCUGAAAAGUCUAUUGAGAAAAGUGAUUUAUCAAAACAAGCAGAGAGAUUAGAUAGGAUUGAAAAAAUUAUUAAAACAUCAAAAGAGAAAGUAAGAAACUUUUCUAAUUCUUUUGUUAUAUCAGACAGUGCACCAUCUACUCCUAGGGUUGAACAUGAAGCCAGACGAACUAAAAAUGGUAUUAGAGAAACUUCAUUAAAAUCGUUAAGUGAAACUCCACCAUUAGAAAGUUAUGAAGACCGAAUAAAAGACUCUGAAGAAGAUGAACAAAAGAAACAAAAGAAAGCAUUAAAACUAUGUCGGAUGAGCAUUAGUAAUUUAGAAAACCAAAAAUUUAGUAAAUCAAUGAGAAAAACAAAAAAAUUUGAUUUGAAUGAUGAAUAUCAAAAUAAGGAAUAUAAAUUAAAUGAAGAACAAGAAAAAGCUCUAAUAAAAAUUCAAUCAUUUUCUCGUUCACAUCUUAUAAGAAAAAAAUAUAACUUUAACAAAAUUAAAAUAAGAAAAGCAGCUAUUAAUGAACUAUAUGAAACUGAAGUAAGUUUAUUAACCAAAAUGAAAUUAAUGGAAGAAAAUUUUAUGCAUCCAUUAAUGGCACUUGGAGUAAGUAGUAACAUUAUUAAUAAAAUAUUCCUUACACUUCCUCAAUGUAUUCAGUCAUCAACAAUUUUUGUUGAUGAAUUGAAAAAAAGAAUUAUACCAUUUCAUGCAGAUACGUGUAUUGGAGAUUUAUUAAGUUUAUUAAUUACGUAUAUUACUCCUUAUCUCUCAUUUACUACUGAUUAUAAUAUUGCAUUAAAUACUUGGAAGUCUCAACAAAAGAAUCUUAAUUUUCAAAAAGUUGUUAAAUUAGCAUCUACUUCAGAUAAUUUGAAAAUAGAACCAUUAGAUUUGUUAUUAGUUCAACCAGUUCAAAGAAUUAUGAGAUAUCCAAUGUUAAUUAAAGAAGUUAUUAAACAAACACCACAUAGUCAUCCAGAUUAUCCAUAUUUAAAGAAAGCACUUAAAGAGUAUCAUUUCUUCUGUACAUUAGCUAAUGAAAGAUCAAAAAUGAGAGAUGCAUUAGCUGAUCUUGCAAAUGUAUUAAAUAUGGAUAAUUUGUUUGUGAAAAAUAGGUAUUUAAUUUGGUCAUGUUCAGUAAUAAAUAAAAAGAAAACAAAACUUCAUGUAUUUAAUGAUAUGAUUAUUCUUGUCCAAAAACAAGGAAGAUCAGACAAAUGGAUUAUUAUUGAUACUUUACCAAUUGCAAAUGAUGUUGAUGUUAGUUUAUCACAAAAAACAAUUACUUUAAAAAAGUAUGGAAGAUCAAUUCCAUUAAUUGUAGAAUUAGAAGAUAUACAACAAGCUAAACAUGUUCUUAGUUCAAUAAGUUCUAUUAUACGAGAUGAAUGUUAUAAUCUUCAAGACGAUAGAGCAUGGUUAGACUUUUUAGACCGAAGUGUUCUUAAUUGA
This is a messenger RNA of Entamoeba dispar SAW760, 2235 nucleotides long. Its product is annotated as Rho/RAC guanine nucleotide exchange factor, putative. Bases 1 to 2235 code for a protein of 744 amino acids. The transcript has a single exon. Gene Ontology annotation, molecular function: protein binding; guanyl-nucleotide exchange factor activity. NCBI's taxonomy places the organism in Eukaryota, Evosea, Mastigamoebida, Endamoebidae. The record is from RefSeq and is a predicted model, not a curated record.